ACCCCGUUUUGCACUCUUCGGAGCACGAUGGCAUGACCAGUGAAGACGAGAAAACAGGCCUAGUCACUAGUCAGCAGUCCCUCGAGAACGAGAGACGGACAUCACGGGUGGCACAACGUGGCCCGCAAGAAUUCUAAUAGCCGUCAACGGCAAGAUAAGGUGUUCCAAGGCGUGACAGUCAGUUGAACACAGGAUCUGGACAUGAUCAAACAAAUUGCUCGCUUCGGAGCGAUCAAUCAAAGAUCUGCAGCCGCACCUAAAGCGGCGUGAAUCGGGCUGGCCGCUCUUCGCAAUCUGCUGUGAUAAUCCAGCUUCCUAUCCCCUUCGCGCUCGCACCCAUGCCCUCUGGCUGAGCGAUCGCCGUUUGUUGUGUACUCUUUGCUCAACUGCAUUGUUGCUUCGAGCAACCUGAUUGUUGGCUUUUGCGGGAGAUGCACGGCGGAUUGAAGUCAAGAUGACACAUCCCCCGUCGAACAAACGCGCCAACGGAGAUGAGGACGACGACAGCAGCAGCCUGCCGCCUCCGCCCGACGGAGGCUGGGGCUGGUGGGUCGUCUUCGGAUCCUUUAUGAUCCACAUUGUCGCCGAUGGUGUCACAUACUCUUUUGGCUUAUUCAUAGACGAAUUUAUUAAAUAUUUCGGCACCGGCAGCGGAGAAACAGCGUGGAUCGCAUCAAUCCUCGUAGGAGUAACACUAUGCUCUGGUCCAAUUACGAGCUCUCUUGUGAACAAGUACGGGUGCCGUCCCGUUACCAUUGCCGGCGCGAUCCUCUCAUCCUUCUGCCUAGGGAUUAGCAUCUACGCGCCUAGCGUAGCAGUUCUUUACUUAACGAUAGGUCUCGGAACAGGUUUCGGGUUUGGUCUGAUCUAUUUACCGGCGAUCGUGAGCGUGACAUGCUACUUCGAGAGACUACGCUCGCUGGCCACCGGCAUCGCCGUGUGCGGCUCCGGCCUCGGCACCUUCAUCUACGCGCCCCUCAUCCGCUAUUUGAUCGCCACCCUCGAGUGGAAGAUGGCUCUCCUGAUCGUGGCCAUCAGCGUGCUCGGCUGUGUCUUCUUUGGCGCGCUUUUCCGGCCUCUGGAAAAAAUUAAUUCCCCUGCGAGACAGGCGGAGGACGGCGUUGCUGCUGAGCUCAAGCCGCUCAAUGACAUUCAAAACUCGAACGAGCCCAGCAACUGGAGGCACAGCGUGUGUAAUGGUGACAUCCCCAAGGAGGGCGAGUGGGGAAACGGCAACGGUCUUUUGGCACCGCCGACCAAGGCCAACAGCUGCUCAGCACACGAUAUACUCAACAGGCAGCAAUCCAAUGAUUUUAAGCCAAUGGGCCAUGUGAAUCGCUUCCUCAGGUCUGAAACCGAGCGAAUGACCAUGAGCCACCCUGCCCUUCUGAACCCGCCACCCAGAACACCUGCGCCCAGGCACAGAGGUCCCAUGGACCGGCCCGACGUUUUCUACCGUGGCAGCCUCGUCAACAUUCCAUUUACAAAAUCUGCAAGCAAAUUGCCUGGAUCCAACAAUGACCUGGGCAAGAACAUUCCUAUGAUCAUUGCCGAGCCCCCAACUCCAGUGCGAGAAGCGCAGCCAGUCGUCGCUGUGGAAAGCGCCGAGAACAGAUGCUGCGGCAUGAGCGACACCAUGAAAGAAAUGCUAGACUUCUCGGUGCUCAAAAACCCUGUUUUCAUCCUCUUCACCGUGUCCAACUUCUGCACUAGCGUUGGUUUUAAUAUCCCCUAUGUGUACAUUAAGCCCCAAGCCAACAGCAUGGGGAUUGAAGAUACUAAAGCGUCCAUGUUGCUGGCUGUGAUUGGCAUCGCUAAUACCGUUGGCAGGAUCAUCCUCGGCUACUUGUCCGACAAGCCUUGGGUCAACCGGCUACAGGUCUACAACUGGUGCCUCACGAUUUGUGGCAUUUCUACAAUGGCCAGCGUUCUAUGCUACGACUUCACUACCCUUGUACUCUACACGUGCGUGUGGGGCUUCACUAUUGGUGCCUACGUGGGACUAACUUCGGUUAUCCUGGUCGACCUGCUCGGUCUCGAAAUGUUGACAAAUGCCUUUGGAGUUCUCCUACUCUUCCAAGGCAUUGCUUCUCUUUUAGGGCCACCCAUUGCUGGGUGGCUGUACGACGGACUUCACUCGUAUAACCCAGGCUUCCUUGUGUCUGGUGUCGCAAUUGCUGCCAGCGGUGUCAUGUUGUUUGCCAUUCCCAUGCUUCAAAGGUCGCAGCUUGCUUCGAGAAGACCUUAGAAGGCACUGACAACUCAGCGUACUUUUAUAUAUUUUACCACGGUUUAAAUCAUUGUAAUGCAAGGAUAAUCUCUUUGUCGCUCGGAUAAUAAUGUUCUUUGUAGUGUGUUAGGCUCUCCGGUCUUUGCAAAAGCAUCCUAAAAAUCUGGAAUCAUUUUUCCAGUACUCACAUGCACACAAAUUUUUACUCGCCUCCAUUGUGCCUAUGUAAGAGAAAAAGAACCAAUUUUAAUAUGCAUAUCUUUUAAAAUAAAAUUCAGCGUCACGUUUUUAUAUUACUUUUGGUAUGAUAUGACAACAAUCCAGAUCAUACGCGUAUAAAACUAUAUUUGGCGAACGCAACCUAGUGUUACUUUGCGUGUCAUUUAAACUGUGCCAAAUCAUGAUGUUAUAACGAAAUAUAUGAUUAUUUUUAUACAUCAGAUGUGUGCUAAUUGUGUUAGAAUAUCAGACUAAGCCUCUUAUCGUGUUGAAAGACCAGUGACCAUUUUAGUGCGUGCGAAUAUGUGGAGUGACACAAAACCGUUGUGAGUAACUAGGAUAAUGUCUUCUAUUGUGGUUACCAUUGUCUUUUUUAUUAUUUUUAGUAAUUUACAAACUUAUUCAGGAAAUUUCAAUCAUCUGUUCAGUCAGACACGUCAUAAAAAUAAAUUUAUCUUCUUCAACAAAUAAAA
Messenger RNA from Cloeon dipterum, 2922 nucleotides. RefSeq names its product Monocarboxylate transporter 1 (gene Mct1). Gene Ontology annotation, molecular function: monocarboxylic acid transmembrane transporter activity. Gene Ontology annotation, cellular component: membrane. The transcript is spliced from 11 exons. Lineage: Eukaryota; Metazoa; Arthropoda; Insecta; Ephemeroptera; Baetidae. Gene Ontology annotation, biological process: monocarboxylic acid transport; transmembrane transport. The record is from RefSeq and is a predicted model, not a curated record. Bases 455 to 2248 code for a protein of 597 amino acids.